Molecule: messenger RNA, 585 nt
Organism: Acanthosepion pharaonis
Lineage: Eukaryota; Metazoa; Mollusca; Cephalopoda; Sepiida; Sepiidae
Source: the annotation of a GenBank genome assembly
AUGGUGAUUUUUUUUUUUUUUUGUGAGAAGGCGUACGCGGCUGCCGCCUGUGCCCAUUGUUAUCUCGUCUGCUUGCUUAAGCCAUACGUCAAACGACAUGGGUUUUGGUCGCUAAAUGACUUACGAUCGAAACUGAGCUUUUUUCUUUUGUUUUCUUUUUUCUUUCCUUUCUUUCUUUUUUCUUUCCUUUUUGAUUUUUGCUUUCUUGAUCUAUUUUUUCUUUCUUGCUUUCCUUCUUUUUUUAAUUUAAUUUCUUCACUUUUUAAUUUUAUUUCCUUUCUUUUUUCGUCUUUUCCGAUUUCGUUUAUUUUUCAUUUCUUUUUUUUUUUUUUUUACAAAUUCUUCACUUUAUCAACUUCUUCAUUUUCUUUCUUUCUUUCUUUCUUUCUUUCUUUCUUUCUUUCUUUCUUUCUUUCUUUCUUUCUUCUCUCGUGUGAACCUUUGUUCCAACAGCUGUCCUUAACCGCAGGAAAACAGUCCGUUUCUCACCUACCCAAUUUUAGCCUGCCAAAUAUUUUGAAGGUAUUCAGUGGUAGACGCCCUACUGAGGAGAAAGGCGGUGCAGACAAAUCUCCCACUGUUUAA